Messenger RNA from Eublepharis macularius, 1495 nucleotides. It is a transcript of the gene BCAP31, whose product is annotated as B cell receptor associated protein 31. Lineage: Eukaryota; Metazoa; Chordata; Lepidosauria; Squamata; Eublepharidae. Gene Ontology annotation, cellular component: endoplasmic reticulum membrane; endoplasmic reticulum. Gene Ontology annotation, biological process: endoplasmic reticulum to Golgi vesicle-mediated transport; intracellular protein transport. The transcript has 8 exons. Bases 156 to 899 code for a protein of 247 amino acids. The record is from RefSeq and is a predicted model, not a curated record.
GCUCGACUGGGCGGGGCGGCGCUGGCCGGCCACCUCCUAUUUCCGCUGGCGGCGCGGCGGCUGGGAGUUUCGGCGGCGAGGCUGCCGAGAUAAGUUGCAUCUGGCUGUGAACGCCCAGCCUUUCUUGGACUGUAAUUCCUUCGCGGACUCCCACCAUGAGUCUCCAGUGGGCGGCCGUGGCCACUUUCCUCUAUGCCGAAGUCCUCCUGGUCUUCCUCCUUUGCAUUCCCUUUAUCUCGGCAACCAGAUGGCAGAAAAUCUUCAAGUCCCGCUUGGUGCGCAUGUUGGUGACCUAUGGGAACACCUUCUUUGUCGUGUUGAUCGUUAUUCUGGUCCUGUUGUUUCUGGAUGCCAUCCGAGAGAUCCGGAAAUACGAUGAUGUGACCGAGAAAGUGAAUCUGCAAAACAACCCUGGGGCUGUGGAGCAUUUUCACAUGAAGCUUUUCCGAGCCCAGCGCAACCUGUACAUUGCUGGCUUCUCGCUCUUGAUGUCCUUCCUGCUCAGGCGCCUGGUGACGCUCAUCUCCCAGCAUGCCACCACGCUGGCCUCCAACGAAGCUUUCAAGAAGCAGGCCGAAGGAGCCAGUGACGCCGCAAAGAAAUACAUGGAGGAGAACGACAAGCUGAAGAAGGAGUUGAAGCUGGCAGGAAUUGAGGUUGGCGAUCUGGACACCAAAGGUGCUGUGACUCAAGAGGAGAACAGAGCACUGGAGGCCGAAGUCAAGAAGCUGAAGGAUGAACUGACUUCCACAAAGAAAGCCUUGGAUAAGGCCGAGAGUGAGGCACUGGCGAUGCGCAAGCAGGCUGAAGGACUGACCAAAGAGUAUGACCGGCUGCUGGACGAACACUCCAAGCUCCAGGCAAUGUGCGAUGGCCCGAAGGACAAAAAGGAGGAGUGAUCCCCAUUUCUGUGGUCCUGGCUAGCUGUCUUCCUGUUUGCUGGUUGCUGUACGUUUCCCCCCCAGGUGUGGGGAUCUACUUGCGCCCCCUCAUUCUGGACACUGGUUAGGGUGUGGGAGCUCAUUCCUCAUUCCCCCCCCCCCCAAGCACGCUAGCUUUUGAGCGGAUGGUUCGAGCCCCUGUGUUUCUUUUUCUUUCCAAGACUAGCUGCGAGUUUACCAGCAUGGAGCUGGGGCUUGAUCCUGCGUCCAGGAAUUUCUUUUUUUUCUCAUAUUUGUUGUGGGGGAAGGAAAAACCAUCCUUUGGGGUGAGGCAGGAGGGGCUGGACUGCUGGAAGUGAGGGUUGUCUGGCUGUUCUCGCAUGUGCUCUCCCCCCCCCAGCAGUUUCUCCUCUCUCAGCUUCCCCCAAACUUCAGACUGUGCUCUGCUCUGUCCAAAGCUUACGAGAGCAUGAAGGGGCACGCUGCAGUGUGCUUACAUGUGCCUGUUGGGUGUGAGGAAAGAUCAGCUUUGUAUGUCUACACCCUCUAAUUUUUUUUAAGUAUAAAGGACAAGGUGUUUGUACAAAGCGGCUCAUUAAAUCUCUGUAACAAAA